Drosophila kikkawai is the source of this 1956-nucleotide messenger RNA. It is a transcript of the gene Cyp6g2, whose product is annotated as Cytochrome P450 6g2. Gene Ontology annotation, molecular function: monooxygenase activity; oxidoreductase activity, acting on paired donors, with incorporation or reduction of molecular oxygen; iron ion binding. NCBI's taxonomy places the organism in Eukaryota, Metazoa, Arthropoda, Insecta, Diptera, Drosophilidae. The record is from RefSeq and is a predicted model, not a curated record. Gene Ontology annotation, biological process: insecticide catabolic process; response to DDT.
UUUAGUAGCGACAACAUGGCUCUGGAAAUGCUGAUCCUCUCAGUGCUCCUUCUAGUCCUUGUAUGUGGCUUCCUGCACAGGCAUUACUCCUUCUGGCAGCGCCUGGGAGUGCGCGAGAUCAAGCCCAAGUGGAUAGUGGGCAACCUCAUGGGACUGCUCAACAUGCAGAAGAGUCCCGCCGAGUUUAUGUCCCAGCUGUACAAUCAUCCGUCGGCGGAGAACGAACCCUUUGUGGGCAUCCAUGUGUUCCAUAAGCCUGCCCUGCUGCUGAGAGAUCCGGAACUGGUGAAAAACAUCCUGGUCAAGGAUUUUGGGAAAUUCUGCAAUCGAUACUCGAACUCCGAUCACAAGGCAGAUCCCUUGGGAUCACAGAACAUUUUCUUCUUGAAAAACCCCGCCUGGAAGGAGGUGCGCUUGAAGCUGUCGCCAUUCUUCACCGGCAACCGGCUGAAGCACAUGUUUCCCCUGAUCGAGGAGGUGGGUGCCAGCCUGGAUGCCCAUCUGCGCCAGCAAGCGCUGCACAACGAACGGAUGCGCUGUUUCGAUUUGGAGGCCAAGGAACUGUGCGCUCUCUUUACCACGGAUGUGAUUGCCACCGUAGCCUAUGGAGUGCAGGCAAAUAGUUUCACGGAUCCCAAGGGGGAGUUCCGGCGGCAUGGACGUUCUGUGUUCGAGUUCAGCCUGCUAAGGGCGGCGGAGUUCACCAUGGUCUUUUUUCUGCCACAUCUGAUUCCUUUCUUUGGCUUUAAGGUGGUGCCCGCUGAGGCCACUCGCUUCCUGCGCAAGACCAUCAACUAUGUGAUGGAGGAGCGCGAGAAAUCUGGCAAGUCACGCAAUGAUCUCAUCGAUAUACUCAUCGAGUUCCGCAGGAGUACGCAGCAGGCCAAGGCUGCGGGCAUCAAGGAUCAGUUUGUGUUUGAAGGCGACAUCCUGGUGGCCCAGGCCGUGCUCUUCUUUACAGCCGGCUUUGAGUCCUCUUCCUCCACCAUGGCCUUUGCCAUGUAUGAGCUAGCCAAGGAUGUGGAUAUGCAACAGCGUUUGCGGAAUGAAAUCCAGGAAGCUCUGAUUCAAAGCGGUGGCCAGGUAACGCUCCAAAUGAUUGAGUCGCUGGUGUACAUGCAGAUGAUUCUGCUAGAGGUGUUGCGCAUGUAUCCUCCCCUGCCCUUCUUGGAUCGCGAGUGCACCUCUGAUCAGGCUUAUCCUUUGGUUCCUUUUAGCAAUAUAAGGGUGCCCAAGGGAAUGCCUGUCUACAUUCCUUGCUAUGCCAUACACAUGGAUCCCCAGUUCUUUCCUCAGCCUAGGAAAUUCCAGCCGGAACGAUUCUCCCCUGAAAAUCGAAAGAGCCACAGACCCUACACCUAUAUGCCCUUUGGCCUAGGUCCGCAUGGCUGCAUCGGCGAACGUUUCGGCAUGCUCCAGACGAAGGUGGGUCUGGUGAACAUACUCCGUAACCACCUGAUAACUACAUCGGAACGCACUCCACGCCGCAUGCAACUGGAUCCCAAGGCGAUUAUUACCCAGGCCAAGGGGGGCAUUCAUCUGCGACUGGUCCGUGAUCCUUUGGGUGUCUAACCCCAAGGGGAAACUUACCCUUUUUUUUGGAGUUCAGCAAGGGAAUACCGAAUAUCUUGGAACAACAACCGAAUGAGAACUAAGCCGGAGAUUCGCGUGUUUUGGCAUUAAGAAUUAAACUAGUGUCGCGCAUAUUGGUGGGCAAUUUGAUUGACGAGUGGCGUGUUUAUCCGCCGGAGAAAUGACUUGGUAGAUCAAUCACUCACUCAUAUAGAUAUAUACUCAGAAUAUAUAUAGAUACAGUUCCCUAGAUCAUCUUGAAAACGUUUAAAAACACAUUUGCAUGUGCGAGAUGUAUUAGAUGUAGAUUACAUUUAUUUAUUGGUGGCGUAAUUCCAUAGACCUCUCCCCUGGAGUUCAACAGAUUACAUUUUAAUUUGAUAA